Molecule: messenger RNA, 1059 nt
Organism: Castor canadensis (American beaver)
Lineage: Eukaryota; Metazoa; Chordata; Mammalia; Rodentia; Castoridae
Gene: Ambp
Product: alpha-1-microglobulin/bikunin precursor
Molecular function (GO): serine-type endopeptidase inhibitor activity
Source: RefSeq, a predicted model, not a curated record
AUGCAGGGUCUUGGGGCCCUGUGUCUGCUGCUGACCACCUGCCUGGUAGCGAGUGCCGGCCCUGUGCCGACACCACCAGAUGACAUCCAAGUGCAGGAGAACUUCGACGUCUCCCGGAUGUACGGGAAAUGGUUCAACCUGGCCAUCGGCUCCACCUGCCCGUGGUUGAAGAGGGUCAAGGACAAGAUGAGCAUGAGUACGCUGGUGCUGAGCAAGGGGGCCACGGAGGCCGAGAUCAGCAUGAUCCGCACUCAUUGGCGGAGAGGCGUCUGUGAGGAGACAUCGGGGGCUUAUGAGAAGACAGACACUGCUGGGAAGUUCCUCUACCACAAAUCCAAAUGGAAUAUAACCAUGGAAUCCUAUGUGGCACACACCAACUAUGAUGAGUAUGCCAUUUUUCUGACCAAAAAGUUCAGCCGCCAUCAUGGACCCAGCAUUACUGCCAAGCUCUAUGGUCGGAAGCCACAGCUGAGGGACAGUCUCCUGCAGGACUUCAGGGAGGUGGCCCUGGGUGUGGGCAUCCCUCAGGACUCCAUCUUUACCAUGGCCAACAGAGGGGAAUGUGUUCCUGGCGAGCAGGAGCCACAGCCCACCCCUCUCUUGAGAGCCCGGCGUGCUGUGCUACCCCAAGAAGACGAAGGGUCAGGGACUGGGCUAUUAGUAACUGGUUUCAUCAAGAAAGAAGAUUCCUGCCAGCUAGGCCACUCAGCAGGUCCCUGCCUGGGGAUGGUCCAGAGGUAUUUCUACAAUGGCUCUUCCAUGGCCUGUGAGACCUUCCAAUAUGGCGGCUGCCUGGGUAACGGCAACAACUUUGUCUCUGAGAAGGAGUGUCUGCAGACAUGCCGAACCGUGGCUGCCUGCAAUCUCCCCAUAGUCCAAGGCCCCUGUCGAGGCUCUGUUCAGCUUUGGGCAUUCGAUGCUGUCCAGGGGAAGUGCAUCCUCUUCACCUAUGGCGGUUGCCAAGGCAAUGGCAACAAGUUCUACUCUGAGAAGGAGUGCAAGGAGUACUGCGGCAUCCCUGGUGAUGGGGACGAGGAGCUGUUGCGCUUGUCCAACUGA